Humulus lupulus (European hop) is the source of this 2314-nucleotide messenger RNA. RefSeq lists its product as uncharacterized. The record is from RefSeq and is a predicted model, not a curated record. The coding region runs from base 64 to 1839 and encodes 591 amino acids. Gene Ontology annotation, biological process: double-strand break repair. Lineage: Eukaryota; Viridiplantae; Streptophyta; Magnoliopsida; Rosales; Cannabaceae. Gene Ontology annotation, cellular component: site of double-strand break; nucleus. The transcript is spliced from 12 exons.
UAAUCUUCGUCAUUCAAAAACUAUUUAUUAGGUUUCGAUAAUCCUCUGCUCAGUUUCGUAUCAAUGGAGGAUGUGAAGAGAUGGAGCGUCACCUACACGAAGCACAUGAAGCAGAAGCGCAAGGUUUAUCAAGACGGUUUUCUAGUACACAAUACCUCAACCAACAAGCUUUCGCUGUACGACGAUAGCGAGAAUCUCUUGGAAUGUAGGGUUUUGAAGAAAGAUGAAGUCGUUAGCAGUGGCGAAACUCUCACAUUCAAUUCUUUCCUUAUCGACGUCGACGCUGCCGAGGGAGAUCACGAAGUUCGAUCUAGUUUGAAUUCGACAAAUAGUCGGAGAGAUGAGAAAAGCAAAUCGCAGCAGCGGCAGAGUUUGAGUCCGUCGCAGAAGAUUAUAAGAGAUUUUAAGAAGAGAGAAGUACGCAAGUAUGAAUCAAUACAGAGCAGAACUCCGGAUAUAACAAAGUCUAGCAUUACAGAAUGGGAGGUCCUGUACACGACACAGAUUACUAAAAAGGCUAAGAAGUUUCAUGAUGGUUUUGUGCAGCUCGAGAUUCGUGGAUCCAUGGGGAGGCAGCUCAUGCUGUUGGAUGAAAGCAAAAGUACCCUAGAAAGUAAGUUUUUAAAGAAGGAUGAGAAGAUAGAAUCUGGAGCAACAAUUUCUUUUGAUGCUCAUUUAGUUCAAAUUGGAGAACCUCAUGGAGAUCACAAGAGUUUUGGGGGAAGUAAUUCUAAUGUUGCAAGAGAAACAGGAAUCAUGAAUGGACAGCGAAACUAUGGUCACGGAAACAACUCUUUUAAAACUGUUAAAGAAGAGUUUGCCAAGAGUGAAUUUAAAUCUGGGGCAUCUCAUAGUAGUCAAGAUACAACACAAUCUAGUCCAACAGAGUGGCAGGUCAUGUACACAUCACAGUUGACUCAAAAGUCCAAGAAGUAUCACGAUGGUUUCUUAAGGAUUGCAAAUAGUGGCUCUCGUGGGAGGCAGGCAAUGCUGUAUGAUGAAACGAGAAAAGUCUUGAAUAGUGGAUUCUUGAGAAGAGAUGAAGUUAUAAGAACUGGCGUAUCGUUUGUAUUUGAUGCUUAUUUGGUUGACAUUGGACAGCCUGAAGGAAACAGUGAACCAAUAGCUGCUUUGAGUGCUCAGGAAAACUGCUGUAAGAUUGUUAAGGAAAUAGGGAAAAUGCACAGACAACAAAAUUCUCUUGCAUUUAAUAAAUCUUUUUUAAAAGACAAACCUUCCGGCAAUGCUUGUUUGAGGAAAGCUACAGUAUCAGACAUUAGCAUAUCGGCUAAAAUUGACACAAAGGAAUCUAGCAGGACACCCCUUACAGACGAGCCUCUACGGAAUGCCCGUCAAAUUUUGUCUUUUCUCCAGAAACCCAUAAGUCAGAAUGUUCCAGAUUAUAAAUUCAAGACCCCUACAAAGGAGCCUCUACUUUCAAACCCUGCAGAUAUCGAUUUUUCUGAACAUGAUCAAACACCAGAAUUAUCAGUUUCGCAUGAUCAAUCUAAUGAAAGUGUUGAUGCUUGGGAAUCAAGAGAAAAUAUGGACACUAAGAGACCACUUGAUAUGUCUUCCAAAGACAUUGCAGCAAUAUCCAACGGCGAUGGCAGUCAAUUAGUGAAUGGCAACAACGAUAAUGGGACUUCCCACCAGCAUCUUAAUACAGACAAGAUGGAAGUCAACUCUAAAUGGCGUGAUGGAGCAAUAUGUUCCGAUAUGCCAUGUUCCACUACAGCUUCUUGUGGUCCCAUUGACGCUAAAAAGAAUCAUUUGGAGGAUAAUUCUACUUGUGCAUGGAAUAUGGAUGAAUGUCCAAGUUUUGAUCUUGGAAUUUAAACACUCACAACAGCAGAUGCCUUUUUGUGAAUAAGGGGUCAAUGAUAUAAGUGCAAUAUGAUCUAAUCAGUAGUGUACUUGUCUGCAAGGAAGAAAAUUACAAGAGUAUCCUAUCAAGCAAACUUGGAAAGUUAUAAGCAUUUUCUUUAUCACUUAUUCUGAAGAUCACAUUGUUGACGAAAGAGAUGAAGUCGAGAAAUUGGGAAUCCAUCCCAACUGUGAAUUUGUAGGUUGUCUUAACUCUUAAGACACUCAACAAUGUAAAGGCUAUUCUGUCUCUGUGAGAGGAAUUACAAGACACCUAACCAUAUCAAGCAAUGUAGUUAGUGGAUUUCUACAGCUGCUUAUGACAUUUCUGAUGUCACACAGUGAAGAAGCCUAACACACACAUAUCUUUAUGUACAGAUACAAUGGACUCAUAUAUCUAAUGACUGAUAUUAAAACAUAUGCUAAAAAUAUAAGGAAAACUUGUUCC